UGCGCGCAGCUCUGGCCCGCGGCGGCCGAGGCGGCGGCGCCGGAGCCCGAGGCGGCUGGCCACCGAGAAGAGCGCGGAGCCGCGCCGGCGCCCCGGGUCCCCGCUGGAGCGCGGGGGCCGUCUAGAGCCGGGCGCGUCGCCCAAACCGGGACCCGCGUCCCUUGACUCUCCCCGCGUCCCGGCCUGCCGGGAGACUGCUUAUCUGUUGACGGGCUUCGGGGAUCCGGACGUGGCUCGGCUCGGAGCGCGCCCCGCGACCUAUAGGACUCCAGCCCUGGCCGCGGCGGCCGCUCGCGCCCUCGGAGGACUCGGCUGGCUAGGGGCGCGCUGGUGUCGGUGUGAGCCGCGGGUCGGCCGGAGGUCGCUUCGGAGGAGGGUCGGCGGAGAGGAGGUCUAGGAGUCUCCGUGAAGCAUGGAGGAGAAGGAUUCCAAGCCCAGCGAGGCGGCGGCGGAGGCGCAGAGGCAGCCGGAAUCCAGCCCCGGCGGCGGCACGGGCGGCGGCAGCAGCCCGAGUGAUGCGGACACCGGCCGCCGGCGGGCUCUGAUGCUGCCCGCGGUCCUGCAAGCGCCGGGCAACCACCAGCACCCGCACCGCAUCACCAACUUCUUCAUCGAUAACAUCCUGCGGCCCGAGUUCGGCCGCCGAAAGGACGCGGGGACUUGCUGUGCCGGCGCGGGCGGAGCAAGAGGCGGCGAGGGCGGCGCUGGCGGUACAGAGGGAGGCAGCGGCGCGGGCGGAGCCGAGCAGCUCCUGGGGUCGGGCGCCAGGGAGUCCCGACCGAACCCAGCGUGCGCACCCAGCGCCGGAGGGCCGCUCUCCGCCGCCGCCGGCGACUCUGCGGCCGACGGAGAAGGGGGCUCCAAGACGUUGUCGCUGCACGGCGGUGGGAAAAAAGCCGGCGACUCCGGGGGUUCGUUGGAUGGAGCGCUCAAGGCCCGGGGCUUGGGCGGCGGUGACCUUUCGGUGAGCUCGGACUCGGACAGCUCUCAAGCCAGCGCCACCCUGGGCGCGCAGCCCAUGCUCUGGCCGGCUUGGGUCUACUGCACGCGCUACUCUGACCGGCCUUCUUCAGGUCCCAGGUCCCGAAAACCAAAGAAGAAGAACCCCAACAAAGAGGACAAGCGGCCCCGCACGGCCUUCACCGCCGAGCAGCUGCAGAGGCUCAAGGCAGAGUUUCAGACCAACAGGUACCUGACUGAGCAGCGCCGCCAGAGCCUGGCACAGGAGCUCAGCCUCAACGAGUCUCAAAUCAAGAUUUGGUUCCAGAACAAGAGGGCCAAAAUUAAGAAAGCCACAGGCAACAAGAACACUCUGGCGGUGCACCUCAUGGCGCAGGGCCUGUACAACCACUCCACCACGGCCAAGGACGGCAAGUCGGACAGCGAGUAGGGGGGGCGGGCCGGGCCGGCCGGGUCGAGGGCCGCGCAAAACAAUGCAAUAAUUCAAAAACCGUGGACAAAGGGCCAGUGUAUAAAGAUUAUACCAGCAUUAUCUGUGAAAAAAAUCCCAUGUAUUAGCUAUGGUUCUACAAAAAUCUGUGUAUAUAUAAUUUACAGGUGGUGUAAAAUCCAAAAUAUCUGACUAUAAAAUAUUUUUUGAGUUUUUUUGUGUUCAAGAGGUUAUGCUAAUUUUAUUAUUAUUCUUUCUGCAAAGGAGGCUGUUUAGGGUUUCAAAUCUUUCUAUUUCUUCCUUCUAUCCUUCCUUUCUUUUUCUUUUGUUCCCUAAACUCCAUUAUGGGACAUCGGACACUUUUUCUUCCCCAAAAGAAAAAAAAAUUAAAACAACUUGCUAAAGUCCAAAGAUUUUUAUUGCUGCAUUUCACAGGACUGUGAACCGAAAUAAUAGCUCCUAUUUGGUCUGUGGGCUCUGCCGCUUGCUUGGUGCUGGCCAGGCCAGCAUGAUGACUGGAGAGCUCUGGACCCUGGUGGGGAGAGAGGACACCGUUCUUUGGCUGAGGUCUGAGGAAGUCCAGGCAGGCCAAGAGCUCUCCAGGCACCUCUCCACACCUGCCUCCUGCAGCCUCUCUUCCCAGCCACCUCAGAGGCCGGCGCUGGCCACCACCAUGUGUUUGCGUCUUGUCAAUGACCCCUGUCCCGGUAGUAACCUGCCAGCACCAACUCUCUCCCACCUCAGACACUGAGGACGGGCGCUUGGGGCCUUGGGAGAGGUGGAAGUGUGGCCUCAAGGCUUGAAGGCUUUGCUGCAGGGACAGCUAGCCCUGACCCAAAAGCCCCACCAAGGUCGGCCUUGGGGCCUGGCAGAACGAGUUGGCAUUGUCUUUUUUCCCCCCUUUUUCUUCCCUCCUUUUUCUUUUUGACUUCUUUUUGAGUGGUAAAUACAUGUAUGUGUAUAUACUCCUGUCUGCAUGUGCACGCACACCCCAGGCCUGUGUGAAGCUGGGGUUCUGGAGCUCGCAGCCACCUUCAUUUUUCAAAGAAACUUGGAACCCUCCUGAAUCUAGAGGAAGUGUGUAAAUAAUCGUUUCUUAUCACUUUUUGUCUUUUUUGUUUUUUUAAGAAAAUAUACAUUUUAUUUUUGAAGGUGUGGUACUGUGUAAAUUAAAGAUAUUCAAUAUAUCCGUCACCGAGUACAUAUAUAUAUAAGCAAACACGUUAUAUAUGACUUCACAAUGUCUUCUGUUUAGUGUAUGGGAAAAGGUGCCCAAAUGUCCACCUGGGGCCAGCACAGUGGCCGAGGGUGUUCUCGGCUGAGCUAGGAGUCAGGCUGCCGGCCGAGGACUGACGGUGGAUUUCUCUCUUUGCCUUAAACCUCUUUAUUUCACUGCGCCAAUACUUUCACUUUGUACAUAUUAGUGCCAACCUUCUGAAAAGGAAGCUAUAAAAACAAAAGUUGUAAUUUAAGAGUCUGUGAAUAACCAUCUGCUGCUUGGGAAUCAGUGAAGCGACAUGCCUUUUCGCAGGAAGCAAAUCUGUCUUUUUUAAGUUUAUAAGAUGUGCAUUUUACAGUAUCAAAUAUUUAUAAUCUUAUGAGGAAUGGAUGAAUGUUCCCUACUCACAACUGUGGCUAUCAGAAUUGUGAACAUUCCAACCUGUGCAUUUUGUGUGUUUAAAUUCUUGAAAGUUACAUUAAAUAAAAAGAAACAGCUCUUUAU
Messenger RNA from Meriones unguiculatus (Mongolian gerbil), 3113 nucleotides. RefSeq names its product engrailed homeobox 2 (gene En2). The coding region runs from base 413 to 1390 and encodes 325 amino acids. The transcript is spliced from 2 exons. The record is from RefSeq and is a predicted model, not a curated record. Gene Ontology annotation, biological process: regulation of transcription by RNA polymerase II; multicellular organism development; neuron differentiation. Gene Ontology annotation, cellular component: nucleus. Lineage: Eukaryota; Metazoa; Chordata; Mammalia; Rodentia; Muridae. Gene Ontology annotation, molecular function: RNA polymerase II cis-regulatory region sequence-specific DNA binding; DNA-binding transcription factor activity, RNA polymerase II-specific.